This is a messenger RNA of Drosophila bipectinata, 1331 nucleotides long. Its product is annotated as trans-1,2-dihydrobenzene-1,2-diol dehydrogenase. The record is from RefSeq and is a predicted model, not a curated record. Gene Ontology annotation, molecular function: nucleotide binding. NCBI's taxonomy places the organism in Eukaryota, Metazoa, Arthropoda, Insecta, Diptera, Drosophilidae.
GUUCCUCCCGAUCAUCGAUUCUAGAAAAUUGUAACCAAUAUAGCGCCAGUGUGGGUUCGCUUAUCAACCGGAAUGCAAUUCAGUACGAAAAGUGCAAUGAAUGCAGAUGCCAGGGACUGAUAGGAGACCCUCGGGACGGGCACUUGGUAUUAUCAUGCCGUCAGUAGCACCCCGGACACGAGCCCGAGAGAGACUCGAUUCGAAAACACCGAACACCGCGCAUAUAUAAACAGUCUGGACAGGAAUCAUGAUGCAAAGUCAGACUAUUCUAAACUGGGGUAUUGCGGCAGCGGGCAGGAUAACACAGGACUUUGUGACAGCCUUAGCGACCGUCGAGAAGUCCUGUCAUGUAGUGGUGGCCGUGGCUGAUGUGGAUGGCCAGCGGGCUCAGGACUUUGCGCAGCGCAAUCAGAUCCCGAGGCACUAUGAUGGUUUCGAUGCCCUGGCCCUGGACCGGGAGGUUGAUGUGGUUUACGUGGGCACUCUGAAUCCGUAUCAUUACGCGGUAGUCCACCUGAUGCUGGCCAGAGGGAAACAUGUGCUCUGCGAGACUCCCAUGUGCCUCAGUAUGGAUCAGGCCAAGGAGCUGUAUGCCCUGGCGGAGCAGAGGGGAGUGUUCCUGAUGGAAGGGAUGUGGUCUCGCUUCUUUCCCAGCUACGAACGCCUGAGGGAGCUCCUAAACGCAGAUGCUAUUGGCGAGGUGACCCAAGUGAAGAUCCAGCACGGCUUUCGUUUGGCCCACAUGGAGCGGGUUUGCAGUCGCUCUCUGGGCGGCUCCAUACUCCUGGACAUUGGCAUUUACGCCCUGCAGCUGGGUCAGUUUGUGUUUGGGGUCUCGCCAGUGAAAAUCCUGCCCAGCGGCACGCAGCUCAACAAGGAGCGCAUUGAUGUCCAGGGCGAGUUCAUGCUCGACUACGGCGAUGGCAGACGACUGGUGGCAUUGGUCACGGGUCUAGAGAAUCUGGAGAACGACGCCGUCAUUACGGGCACCAAAGGCGAGAUUAAGCUGUCGAACUACUGGUGCUGCACCCAGAUGGCCCGCUCGAACGGACCGCCCGAGUCCUGGCCCCUGCCGCGAGCCAAGUUCGACUUCCACUACACCAACACCUGCGGCCUGAGGUACGAGGCGGAGGAGGUGCGUCGCUGCAUCGAGAAGCGUCUGCUGGAGAGUCCCAAAUUCACGCACGCCGAGAGUCUGGAGCUGAUUGCCAUCUGCGAUGAGAUACGGCGUCAGAUAGGCGUUACCUUCGAGGACUUUUAGCUUAAAUUAGUUUUAAAUAAAGAAUUAUAUUUAUAAAUAACAUCGAUACGGUGGAUAAUAUUUACCUGAA